Messenger RNA from Symsagittifera roscoffensis, 3443 nucleotides. RefSeq lists its product as uncharacterized. The transcript has 3 exons. Gene Ontology annotation, molecular function: ceramide kinase activity. Lineage: Eukaryota; Metazoa; Xenacoelomorpha; Acoela; Convolutidae. Gene Ontology annotation, biological process: ceramide metabolic process; phosphorylation. The coding region runs from base 17 to 2692 and encodes 891 amino acids. The record is from RefSeq and is a predicted model, not a curated record.
UCUUUUUCAGAUAUCUAUGGAAAAUGCGUUUUUAGUAAAUGGAAAAGCUUGCAGUAUUCUUGAAAUUAACAGCCAUCAAAGUAUAAUUAACUCGUACUCUUCACUCUCCAAAGUUAACUCGGAAGGAGGAACUGUGAGAAGUGGCUCGUCACAGCUAACUGAGCCUCAGUACAGUGGUCCUCAGAGGCAAUUCGAAAAUGACUGCCCAGUGCUUCAUUUGAUCAUCGCAAAAUCGUCUAUUUUGAAACGGCAGACGCUCACCGAAUGUCUGAUUUUUGUGUCAGAUAUUAUUGCGCUUGAUUCACACAAUGAUAUAUGUAAAAGCAAAGCUGUAAUUGGAAACUACUGUAAAUGCAAAUAUGCUAAGUUUCCCUAUUUCUUCAUCCUUUACUACGUAGAGCGCGAUAAGAAAAGAAAAGCCCAAUGGUGCUUGAAGUCAUUGUUGAUCGAGUCGCAAGAUUCCCGUCGUCUGCAGUCCCUAUUCGUAAAAGUGGAGGCUGCCUUUGAAAAAGUUAAAGAAAACUGUACGAGGCCAAGGAAUUUGCUAGUAAUUGUAAACCCUUACGGUGGAGCUGGAAAAGGAAUCAAAAUCUGGGAGCGGCAAGCUAAACCGCUGUUGAGGCUAGCAGAUAUCGAGUUAGAUAUUACACUAACGGAGCGUGCUGGCCAUGCUUUCGAUUUGUGUUAUAAUCUUGAUUGGUCAAAAUUUGACGGCAUUGUGGCAGUUGGAGGAGACGGAAUCUUGAACGAAUGCAUCCAUGCUUUUGCAGCUCGCAAGGAGGAGGGUCAGUUCACCCGUUGUCCAAUCCCUUUUGGUUUGAUACCGGCAGGAUCAACCAACUGCAUUAAUGAAGUAGUAACUGGCGUUGUAAACGUUACUAGUACUUGUUUGCAGAUAAUAACUGGCCAGAGUUUAGGCAUCGAUGUCAUUUUUCUACGUGAUAAUCAUUCAAAAAUGCUGGUUCGGGUCUCUUUUUGCAGCGUUGCAUAUGGCUUUUUUGGGGAUGUUCUAAUCAGAAGCGAAAAGUUACGUUGCAUAGGUCCUAUAAGGUACAUUAUUGCUGGUGCAUUAUCUUUCAUGCACUUGCGCACCUACCGCGUUGAGACGGAGAUCGGAAUAGCAGAUGUUCCCCAUUGGGACAUAUUGGACGACAGUGAGAUGUGCGUUGUGGACCAGGAAAAGAAGGCCUGUUCGAUUUGCGACGCAAUGAAGGAUUCAAGGGAGAAAGUUCCCGUGAAGCGAGUAACCCAUAUCAAAGCAAGAGUAGCUUAUCUUCAGGUUGUGGCGAACAGCUGUGCGUGUAAGCAGAGCAAGUUGGGAAUUUCACCGACUGCUCACCUGGGCGAUGGCACAAUGGAUGUGGUAUUCGCAUGCGAGACGAAAUGCAAACAUUUGGAUGCUCUGCGUAUGCUGUUUAUCCAUAACACCAAAGCAGACAGGUUCGGAGUGGACUUCAUGAGACCUUACAGGGCAUCCCACGUGAAGAUCAAAGUGCUGCCGCCGAAGGAGACGAGUAUGAAUGAGACAAAAGAAGGAGGGCAGGCAGCAACCACUGCCACAGCAUCCAGAAGCAACUUCACCAGUUACCUCACUCGCAAGACAUCCGCCGUGUUCUCGUCCUCAUCGACCAGACACAAAAACAAAAAACGACACCAAACGCCAAAAAACAACGGAGUCGGAUCAUCUCAACCAGGCUGCCCGCCCAGUCCCGCUAUGGCCAGUGGAGCGCCACCCACGGAACACUCGGAGUCAUCGCGAGGGGAAGACGAAGACGAAGGUGCUAACAUGGUUUCUGUCCAGCCCAAUGACCCAAGCAUCCAGGCUCCGAAUAGAAGUAGGUUCAGAGACAGAGAAGCCUCACCAAGAGUUAUCUCAGGCGAGGAUAGUGACAUGGGUCUGAUGCCGCAAGUAGAAUCAGAAAUUAAUGACGCGCUCAAUACUGGGGAGGAUUCGCUGGACAGCGAAAGUGGCCAAAGGGUGUUCACGUUCAUCAGUGGAAGGCGCUUCGGAAGAUACAGAAACAGACAUGAAAAGGCGGAGAGAAGAGAGCUGCGGAUGAAAGAAAAGGCGGCGGCGGUCGCGGCAAUGGCAGCAGUAGACAAAGACAUAAAUGAACAUUCCAACAUGCAUUACUGUUCAGAUGAUGCUGAAGGUGCGGGCGACUGCGAGAUCUCCAGAGCGCCCAGUUUGAAGCCGGACUCGUUUUCCCACAUGUGGAUUGACACUGAAAACAUGAAUGCUCUGUGGAACAUCGACGGGGAGAUAUGUGAGAGCAAUGUGUUGACUCUGGAGCCACAGUGUCAGUUCGUGUCCUUCUUCGGAGCCAGACCUCCCCCGCCUCCUUCUGCACUGCACUCCAAAGGGGGGAAACAAAGAGGAGAAAAGAAGAAAAGCAAGGAAAAGAAAAGACAGUACAAGCAGCAGAAAGGGUCAUCAUCACGCUCAGCAGCAGCGUCGCACGCAUAUACUGCCAAGGGGCAGGCGACUGUCGACCUACGUCACCAAAAUGAUCCCGGAGGAGAGGCGGAGAACGAGAAUCAAGAAAGUGGACAAGGAGAAGAAGAGGAAGAAAAAGUGGGAGAGGAGAAAGAGGAAGAAGAUGGAAGCGGAGAAGCAGCUGCAGAAUCAACAGCAACAGCAAAGAACAGCCGCAGCAGCAGCACUAGAAAAUACAUCUCUUCCAGACUCUGAGGUGCUCCUCAAGGGGUUGGAUGGGAAGGGGGAAGAGAUAGAGGAGGAAGAUGGAGGGAUACAGUCUAUUCAGUUUGUGAACAGCAUCUCAAUCCAGAGGCCACACCUCUUGCAACAGGCCAGUGGGUUCCGACAAAGAGUCGGAGAGAGCGAUUAACAAGAAGGACGCCCAACGGCACAACUUGACUCAUAUCUGACCUGCAAUGCAAUAAAUGCCACAACAACACAACAUAUUAAACACUUUAAAAGACAACACAACACUCAAAGUGCAAGCAAAGGACCUGACCACCGACGCCAAUUCUGAAGGUGCUCCUCCUCUCCUAUCACUCACUUUACUGUCAUUCGUUUGUUAGUUUUGUUUGUUCCUUUUCCUUCCCAUAUGUCUCGGUGGCUUAGAUUACUUUUCUGCUCGUUUCAAUUUGUAUGCAUGCAUUGCUCUCCCCCUCUUACUCGUCGACCAUUUCGGGUGGGCUGGACUGGAUGCAGUUUCAUUUGAAGUAAUAAUAGUUUUUUGAUGUAGCAGACCAAAGUGAAACUUAUCCAUUCAUCCAUCCACUUUUGUUUCUUAAAGAAGCAACGAGAACUGUCAUUCUAAUUGACUGCUCCUUUUCUGUUCUGAUGCCAAUUCAUUUGAUUUGAUUUGAUUUGAUUCAUGUACAUAUGUGUUCGUGAUCACACCCGAUCUCUUAUGUUCCUUCUCAAAUUUUAGUUGUAAAAAAUAGACUGAUAGAAUUUGAAAUGUUUCAAUUGA